Aedes albopictus (Asian tiger mosquito) is the source of this 7217-nucleotide messenger RNA. Its product is annotated as c-Myc-binding protein. The record is from RefSeq and is a predicted model, not a curated record. Gene Ontology annotation, cellular component: nucleus. Gene Ontology annotation, biological process: regulation of DNA-templated transcription. Lineage: Eukaryota; Metazoa; Arthropoda; Insecta; Diptera; Culicidae. Bases 313 to 786 code for a protein of 157 amino acids. The transcript is spliced from 2 exons. Gene Ontology annotation, molecular function: transcription coactivator activity.
GUGUAAUUUGGGACACCUCUCGUGCUGCGUGCAUAUCGACAGAGGUUGUCUGUCAUCUCCGCCCUCUGCCGUCAGUUGAAACGAGAUCCUUCCAAAACAUUUUCGUGGUUGUGCAAAAGCCACACAAAAGUGCAUUAUUCCACAAUUUCUAUUGUUCAUUCUGUGCAGUUACUCAAAACAAUCUAUAAAACGUGGUCGGGUGUGAAUAUUAUCAUCGUGAUUUAUAAUACCUACCUAUAAUAUUGAAUCGAGUUUUGACAGAGAUUGCCUAGCAUAGCUUUUAUUGAUUUUUGCACCCGCGAAGCUCGCAGAAUGUCCAGUUUCAAGCCCAUCGAUGGAUCGAAGGAGGAUUUCCGUAAGUACCUGGAUCGGAAAGGGGUGCUGGAUGCAAUAACGAAAGUUCUGAUCAAAUGCAACUCGGAUCGGCCGGAGAACGCCAUUGAAUACUUGCUGGACAAUUUGGGCGAACGGCUCAAGGACAAGGAUACUAUUGCGCGGCUGGAGAAUGAGCUGAACGAUGCCAGGAACGAGAUUGAGAUGCUGAAACGAGAAAUGAAUGCACUAAAACUGGCGAAUGCUUCGCCACCCAGCGCAGAUGGAACCGGUCCUUUGGCAGCAGAAUCCGUCCAGGCGGCUGAGAACUGUGCGAACCACUCGGAGAAUCCGUCCAGUAAGGUUGAGCCGGUUAAGGAGACGGCCACUGAAGACCGGGUGGUGACAACAGUGACCAAAAAUUCCGACGGUGCGGAGCCCUCGGGCGAUCCGAAAGAGUCUGUGCAGCAGUAAGAUGGUGUGGUCCUAAGUGGAUUAUAUUUGUCAUUUUUAUUUCCUCCUUGCUCAUGUAAUGCAUUAAAUGCUAUAAAGUUAUAGGCAAUUCUACCUAUUUCAACCCAACGUCGAAAUUGUGAAUUCUUAAUGCAAGUUUUUGCUCCCAUAUGUUGUCUGAAGACGUCCGGGAGUUUCUCCAGUACUUUAGCUCAAAAAUUUUGCAACAUUUUCUCCCGGUUUUUUUUUAUUGCGUAGUUCCCCAGGAUUUUUUUUGUCAGAAGUUUAUUCGAUAAGUCCUGCUGGAAAUGCUGUUGGAAAACCUUCUGGGAUACCGAACUAAUAACCUUCAAAUAUUUCCCCAGUUCUUCUUGGAUUACAUUUCGUAUAGGAAUCUCUUAGAACUCACUAAGAGAUAUUUUUGUAGAGAUUCUUUUAUGAUUGUGUUUGGGAUUCUUUCAUGUAAUCUCUAAGAAUGCCUCCAGAAAAUCUAUUAGGAUUCCUCACUGGGUACCUACUGGGAUUCCUCUAGAUAAUCUUUUACCAUUCUUAUCUCUUAUUCUUAUCUUUGAGAUGUCAUAUUUCUUCUAGAAUUUCUCCAGUUAUUUCUAAGACAAUCUCCUCGGGAAUGCCACCUAAUGUUCCACUACGAGUAUCGUCUGAAAUUCCUUUUUUGAUUCCUGUAAGAAUUUCUUCAAAUUCCUUUAGGUAAUCUUAGAGAAUUCUUCCAUAUGAUCUCUAAUAAUUACCCGGAAACAUCUUUUGGAAUAUAUCGAUGAGCUCUUUCUGAGAUUCUCCUUCGAAGCAUGUUCCUUAGAUUGCUGUAGAUAAAUCUAGUAAGUUUUGCACUCUUUUUAGAAUUCUUAAACGACGCUCUUCUUGAAUUUGUUGAGAUAAUUCCUUGAAAUUUCUAAGAAAAUCGUUUGAAAAAUUUAAAGAAGGAUUUUCGCCGAAAUUAUUAAAAAAAAAAACCUGGGGAUUUUCUACAUGUUCUUUCGGUAUUUCCAUCAGAAGUUCCACCCAGAAUUGCUCCAAAACUAUUAGGUUUCCCCAAGGGAGUUUUUCUGGGAUUGCUCGAAGAAUGUUUGGGAAUCAUUGGGAUUGUGCUUGGUUGUCUCUUGGAAUUCAAUACGAUAUCUUUGUUUGAGUCUCUAAAAGAUUUCCUGACUUUUGGUAUUUCUCCAGAAGCUCCUUCUGGGAUUUCCUCAGGUGUUACUUCUCGUAUUAUGUUGUAACGUGAAUUAUUCUGGGAGUUUUUGCCAGGAUUCUCUAAAAGUUCUACCAGCAAUUUUAAUUCCUUAAGAAGUUCGAUCCGGCUUUAACCCAGGAAAUUCCCCCAGGAGUUUCUUCUGAGAUUCACCCAGAUGCUCCUUCUUAAUUUCCUCCAUUAGUUCCCUCGUGGUUUUCUUUAGAAGUAAGUUGAUUCUAUAACAUUCCCCAGAAAACCAUUCCCCAGAAAACCAAUCCCCAGAAUUCCAUUCCCCAGAAUGUACCAUUCCCCAGAAAACCAUUUCCCAGAAACCCAUUCCCCAGAAUGUACCAUUCCCCAGAAUGUACCAUUCCCCAGAAAUCCAUUCCCCAGAAUGUACCAUUCCCCAGAAUAUAUCAUUCCCCAGAAAGAAAAUAAAACUAUUGUUUUAUUUCUGAAUGGUUUAUAUUAAUCGCUAAAAAUCAAAUAUUUAUUCGUAAAAAAAUACCGGAAGAAACAUCCUGCCAAAAAUUCUUAUUUGGCAUGAAAAACUUUGGAAAUAAGCAUGCUUUGCCUUCACAAUUUAGGCUAUUGGUAUAAUUAUUGGCAUCGCAACUGCUUACUUUUUCAACAUACAUAUUCCCUUAUUUUGUGCAUAGGCUCUUCUUUCGAAUUGCACUUUUCAGUAAAUUAUCGGCAUCAAAACUUCUUACAUUUUCUACGUAGUUUUUUCCUUCUUUUCUGCAUAGGCUGUUCUUUCGAGUUAAGGUAAUUAUCGGCACAGGUGUUUAGAAAUUUGAAAAAAAAUAUUAAAUUAAAUUAAAAUUAAAUAAAUAUAUUAGCAAUUUUAACACCGGUGGAGGCUGUAAUGCCCAUAAUUUCCUGAAAAGUGCAAUUCAAAAGAACAGCCUAUUCAAAAAAGAAUGGAGAAUCUAUGUUAAAAAAGUAAGCAGUUACAAUGUCGAUAAUUACCUGAAAAGUACAACUCGAAAGAACAGCCUAUGCAAAAGAAUGGAAAAUUGUUGAUGAACAUAUAAGCAGUUGUAAUGCCAACAAUACUUAUAACGACUCAAACAUUUUUUUAACGAAGAAGGAAACGUAACACUCUGAUAAUUGCCAUCGUACAUCGAUUUAACGGUUUAUUUGAGGGUUGACCAACUGGCAAUCCGCGGCGCUCGCAUCGUUUUUGUUCGAGUUUGACACUACUGCCACCUAGUCGAUGGUUGGCCAAAUUCAGUCCUUUUAGAAUUAACCUUCCAGGACGCGCGCCAUCGAGCAACCGAAACUGCACCGCGAGCACGUUAUACAACGAGCGAGGUUUUUUGGUGAUGUUGUACUUUUAACAACAGCGCGCGCGCUGAAGGGUUAAGCGAACCUGUUUCCGAGACUAAAAUUUUGAAUCGAAAAAAGUCGAAGGGUUACGUCUGUUUGUCUGUGGUGACAUCGUUUUCCUUUCGGCAUUCAAAAACCCAACACUGUUCCUUUUUUCAACAAGCUUUUUUUAGAAUUUAGGAAAUUGGUACAAUUAUAACUGCUUUCAUUUUCAACAUAGAUUUUUCCUUCUUUGCUGCACAGGCUGUUCUUUCGAAUUGCACUUUUCAGGAAAUUAUCGGCAUCACAACUGCUUACUUUUUCAACAUUCUCUUCUUUUCUACAUAGGCUGUUCUUUUGAGUUACAAUGUUUAGGUAAUUAUUGGCACCACAAGCACAGGUGUUUAGAAAUUUGAAAAAAUAUAUAAUAAAUAUAACAGCAAUUUAACACCGGUGGUUGUAAUAAUCCCCAUAAUUUCCUGAAAAGUGCAAUUCGAAAGAACAGCCUAUGUAGAAAAGAAGGGAGAAUCUAUGUUGAAAAUGUAAGCAGUUAUAAUUUCAAAAAUUUUACUAAUUGCCUUAAUUCUAAGAAAAAUAUUGUUUAAAAAGAAGGAACAUUGUUGGGUUUUUGAAUGCCAAAAGGAAAACAAUGAUACUUUUUUCCUUCUUCAUUAAAAAUAUUUAGAAUUGUUGGCAUUAAAACUGCUUAUAUGUUCACUUUUUCUAUUCCAUAGUAUUGGAAUAAUGAUAAAAGCCCUUAUCAUACCGCAUGAAUGAAGGGCCUUUGAAGCGAAUAAUUAGGAACAGCCGUUGGGAUGGAUUCCUCCAAACAUUUGCGUAGAAAAACGUGGUCAGUUGAGUCUUUCCGAGUAACUCAAAGUUUUCGACAGAAAAAUCUUUUUAAUAUAAACCGACCAUAAACUGGUCCAUUAGCAUCUUGUACACUGAACAACAUCAGAAGAAAAUACGUUUUCUCUGUAAAUUUUGCACAUCACUUUUAAAACUUUAUUUAUCGUGAAACAAGUGCUGCACAAUUUUCACAAAUCUGUCAAAAACAAAACAUUUUAUAGCAACGCAACUGGAAUGAUGACAGUUUGUGAAUUUUCAAGAUAGGUAUAAAGAUCAACAUGCAACUGUGUACAACGGUAAUUAAACGUUUGAACCAUUGUAGAAUAUUUUUAUGGAUAUACCGUAUAAGAAAUAGAUGUUUGCGCGUAAUAACACUAUAAUGUUAAAAUCCUUGCCUAUAACAUAUCAUGAUCAACAUUGUACUGUUUGUGUAUCGAAUUAAACUUUUUAGCCGAGCAUAUUAAGCUUUUCUGGGGAAUGGUGCAUUCUGGGGAAUGGAUUUCUGGGGAAUGGAUUUCAGGGAAAUGGUACAUUCUGGGGAAUGAUACAUUCUGAGAAAUGGUUUUCUGGGGAAUGGAAUUCUGGGGAUUGGUAUUCUGGGGAAUGUUAUAGAAUCAGUAAGUUCGUAUGGUUUUUUUACUGAAAUUCCUCCACAAAUUCAUUUUCAGAUUCAUCAAGCAUCUCAGAUCAAGCAGUUCUUUCUCGGAUUCCUCCCGAAAUUAUUCCUGAGUUUUGUCCAUAAUUUUCUAAAAUUUCAUCAGGGAUAGCUUCUGGAUUUUUUUUUUCCAGAAAAUGCUUUUGGAAUUCGCCUAUAAAUUUCUCAAGAAGUUCCUUCUAGGAUUUCUCCAGGAGCUCCUUCUGAGAAUCUUCCGGGAGUUCAUUGUGGGAAUCGUGGAAAUCCUGCGGGAAACAUUUUUAAAUCGAAUCCCUGGACUAAUCUUAAGAACUUUUUUGUUUGUUUGUGAUUCCUUAUUAAAAUUAAUUUCAAAUAGAUUUUUUGAUAUCUUUGACAUCUGGGCAACUGCUUGAUCGGCAAGUGAAAGGCGAUUAAACAAAUCGCUCCCAUACAAACUUAAAAAAUAAUCUUCAAAGGUUCCCGGGCCCCAAAAUUGUAAAAGCUGGCGUGCAGAUUCAGAACAUGGAGUGAUGGAAUUAUCCUUGGAAUUAUCUCAGAACCACUAAAGGAGCCAACUAUGUCUCCAGCAACUGUGUACUAGACCGGCCCACAUUUGUAUGAGACGAAAAAAAAGUUUUUAAAAUUCACGGGGCACCCUCUAGAAUCGUGCCUUUGGAUGAGAAGAACAAUCUGUGAAAGAUUCAGCUCAAUCGGUUAAAAACUGAGCUGGCGCAAAUGAGUUGAAGGUUUGUAUGGGAUGUUCAAUCGAAAUAUAUGGGAAAUUGGAUGACCUCCAGUCUCUGAUACGGCAUGCCGGUUUGGCGAGUUCAAUUUGGCUCAGAAUUGACAGAAUGGUAGUUGAGACCCUAAGGAACAACUUUGUAGAAGACCAUACCAUGAUAAAACUUAAUUUAGAUACGGUUUCAGCUUACGAAAGCAGAGUGAUGACAUCUUCCUUCGUUUACUCUCGGUUGUUACAUGCAGCACGUGUUUGCCGUUCGAAACCUGCACACUACAUCAUAGGCGGCUAUGUUGUCCUUCAUUAUUUCCAUUGCUCACGCACGUGGAUGGGCAUCGAAACAAUGAAGAAUUACAUAGCUGCCUAUGAUGUAGUGCGCAAGUUUCGACCGACAAACACGUGCUGUAUAUAACAACCGAGAGUGAACGGGGGAAGAUGUCCUCACUCUGCUUUCGUCAGCUGAAACUGUAACUAAAUUAAGUUUUAUCAUGAUAUGGUCUUCUACAAAGAUGUUCCUUAGGAUCUCAACAACCAUUCGUUCAAUUCUGAACCAAAUCGAACUCGCCAAACCGGCGUGCUGUAUCAGAGACUGGAGGUAAUCCAAUGUCCCAUAUAUUUCGACUGAACAUCCCAUACAAACCUUCAACUCAUUUGCGCCAGCUCAGUUUUUAACCGAUUGAGCUGAAAUUUUCACAGAUUGUUCUUCUCAUCCAAAGCGAUACUAGAGGGUGUCCCGUGGCAUUUUUCGACAUUUUUGUAUUUGGGCCAGUCUACUGUGUACCACACACGGCAUUUCUACCAGAAUUCUGACAGAAACUGGAGCAUUUACGUAAUAUUUUUGUUCUUCUUUAGUAUUAGAAAUAAUACGUGAAAUAGGCUAAAAGAGCAUUUUCAGCUGUCCCAGAUGAAGUAGAAAAUUUACGGAAUUCCUUGAGAAAAACUCCUGGAGGACUAAUUGGUAAAUUACUGGUUUAUUUCCAAAUGGUGCUCAUUAAAAUAUUCCUGUUAAAUUUUCCUAAGAACUAAGGAAAUUCCCGUUAUUCUUUUAACCCUCCUUUGGCAUUAGGGUCAUUUUUGACCCAUACCGUACACUACGUCAGCGAGCUGCUGCCAACGUGAUGCAAAAGGAAGGUUAAACAAAUAUAAGCAAAUGUUAAACCUGGUGGAGCUACCUGGAGAAACGUGGAUUGUUUUAAGGCAGAGUAUCGAAUCUGGUUAGAAACUUCUUAAAAUAUGUGGACCGAAACGGGUCUACCCUGUGUGGCAUAUCGUCCUGUGUUCCAUUUUGUAUAGUUAUUUUGCAGUUAGAUGUCCGGACAAUAUCAAUUAAAAACCCAAAUAAAUAAGGGAUUAAAAACUUCUAAUUUUCAUCCGUCUAUAAGGCUCCUGCGAAAAAUAGUGUAGCUGCACUCUGCAUACAGUCCAGUGGACAUGCAUGCAGAAAAAAAACCAUAUCACGUUUGCUGAAAAUGGUUUUAAAGUUCAUUUAAACUUUACUCUAUCGUGUGAAAUCAAACGCAUCUAGAAUAAAUAUAUUAAAACAGUCAAGUACAACUGAGUUGCAUGUGUUUAUAGAUAAGUGUGAAGAAAAUAAUUGCAUUCCUUCGUCGUAUAAUACACACGUUUAAGAUAUGGCAUCUUAGACUGUUUAGAGAAAACGUAUUACGUAAACCGUAGUCUACAUACUUAUAUACCUAGUCUAGUCAAAAAUAAAAAAUAAACGUUUAAAUACAGAACGAGCUGUUGAA